UAGUCAGGACUUCCUGCUCCCAGACAAUAGCGCUGCAUUGCUAACACACGCAAACAGUUACAUGGAGUCAACAGGAAAUCUUUUGGUGGAGACGGUGGGGACCUCGACUGGCUAUCGUAGCCUGCAGGGAAUCGGCCGUCAGACAUUCUGUCGCAUGUCCCAGACCCGGUGAAAUGUAACUGAAUUGUCUUGGCCAGGCCUAAGGGUCCCAUCUGCAUCUCAUCAUUGCUGAGGAGUGUGCUCCCAUCACCCAAUCAAGCAUCCAGCCAGAGCAGGUCAUGAUAUAUUUUUUACCAUAUUAACAUGCCAUUGUGCGUCAUGCCUGAUGUAAAGACUCUCGUCUCUGCGAGCCUACCACACAGAUUUAAUACUUGUCAUUUUUAGGGCAUACCUAACAACGUGUUUUCUUUCUCUCUCUCUCUCUCUCUCUCUCUCUCUCUCUCUCCCCCCUCCCCCCCCAUCUGUCCCUCUGAGUUACAUGUUGAUCCUGGGAUUGAGAUGCUGGCCUCUUCUGCCCCUCGGACCUGCUUGAUCCAUCCUGGUGCCCUGUGUCUGGUCGGAGUUUUAUCGCCCCACUCCUGUGAAGGACGGCCCCAUGAGGACAGUUGAGGGUUAUACCUGUUAAAACUGUUAAUAUUAUAGUCAGGCUGUCUGUUGUUGCCCAAAUGAGGAUGGGUUCCCUUUUGAGUCUGGUUCCUCUCGAGGUUUCUUCCUCAUGUCGUCUGAGGGAGUUUUUCCUUGCCACCGUCGCCACAGGCUUGCUCAUUGGGGAUAGAUUAGGGAUAAAAUUAGCUCAUGUUUUAAGUCGUUCAAAUUCUGUAAAGCUGCUUUGCGACAAUGUUUAUUGUUAAAAGCGCUGUACAAAUAAACUUGAUUUGAUAUUAUAGCAGAGUUGAAAUCUUCACCAGGUUUAUUUUUAAUUAAAAUCUGUAUACUGAACUAUGUGGUGUUCUGACUUUAAACAUAAAAAAUGGAAAUUUUAAUGUAAUAAAAACGAGUUUUGUGAAAUGAUCGAAGUUUAAACUCUCCGGUUCUUUAUUAAGAGUCAGUGCUGCUGUAAUCUAUCGAGACUAACAGUUAUUUUAUUAUUCUUUGUAAGAACUCAUCACUACAGCAUGUAUUUUAAAUAAUGAGUAAGAAAUGAGUGUUGGUUUGUACAUUCGAAUUUUAGACACGUUAUUAAAUUAAUGACCUUUAAAAGCGACACCGCUCCUGUCCAGCUGAUAAACUCCAUCCUCACAGGGAACUGAUCCACACCCUCAUGGAGGUUAUUAGACCUUUAUUUCUGUGAUAUGAUUUUGUUUCGCAUUCAGCUCUGUCCUGUCUGUUUUUCAGCGCUUGUCGGGUGUGUUGGGAAACGAACCACUUUAAGACAGUUGGCUGAAAAAAAAAGAAGCUCCUCUAACUUUCUCACUGUGUAAAACUGUCUCACAGCGCUGGUGACGUUACACUUUCUCACACUGAACACUUUUUUUUUUUUUGUCAGUUUGCUGUCACCUUCACUCGACCCUCUGAUUUUCUCUCUAUUGGGAGGAGUCAUGGAGAAAGGUGGAGUUGUGGAGAAGGGAGGAGUCAUGGAGAAAGGUGGAGUUGUGGAGAAGGGAGGAGUCAUGGAGAAAGGUGGAGUUGUGGAGAAGGGAGGAGUCAUGGAGAAAGGUGGAGUUGUGGAGAAGGGAGGAGUCAUGGAGAAAGGUGGAGUUGUGGAGAAGGGUGGCGAGAUGGUGCGAAAGAGCGAUACUGAGUUUCCAGUUAGUGAGCAGCAAACAGGUGAUGAUGAGGCUGAGUCAGUGGCCAUGCAUUUGUGUGAAGUGUGUGGUACGUGUUUUGAGACGAGGCGAGGGUUAUCAAGCCAUGCCCGGUCUCACCUGCGUCAGUUGGGUGUGUGUGUGUCAGAGAGCAGCGGUGCCCCCAUCAGCCUGCUGUAUGAACUGAUCACUGAGAGGGAUGGGGCUUUGCCCUUUACACCCAAACACUCACACAGCACCACCGCAACACACACCAAACUCCAAACCAAACACGGCAGUAAACAUGGAGCCAAACAUGGUUCAGGAACCAAACUGAAGAUCAAAAUUGGUGAAUUGGUGAAGAGACAGUGUGUUCCUGUCCCUGCAUCACUGAAAGACGACUCCUCCUCUUCCUCCUCACCCUCAUCAUCUCCACUCCAUCACCACAAACCACCCAAGACUCCACCCAUUCUCCCAGCUCUGUCCAAACCACUGGGAGCUCCACAGGAAACGGACACAUGCCUCGACCUGAUGGAUAUUUCAGGUGUGUCCCAUCGUGAUUGUGUACAUGUGUGUGAAUUAUGUGGGGUGUGGUAUGAGACAAAGAAGGGCCUCACCAGUCAUGCUCGAGCUCACCUGCGCCAUUUUGGAGUGGAGUUGGACCCUAAAGCCCCACCCAUACAGGUGCUGCAUGAUCUGCUCCAAAAGGAGGUGGGACCAAUGGGUCAGGACCCUGAGGAGCCCAUAGGUCAAGACCUCCCCAUGGGUCUGUUAACCCCGCCUCCUGUUAAAAAGAAGAAGAAGGUCUCACUACCAAGAGAGAAAACACACAGAGACAGUGGUUCAUCAAAGACUGCAAACUGUGAGUUCUGCGGAGAAAAUUUUAAGAAGACUCAGAGUUUGGCGAGCCAUGCCCGCUCUCACCUGCGCCAACUCGGUGUCACUAAUUGGACCGCUCACGGCUCACCGAUGGCGACACUCAGAGAGCUGAUGGCUCGUCGUAGCUGUAGUAGUAUACCUCAACCCACACAGACCACACCCUUGACUCAAGCCGAGCCUCCAUCUGAAGCUCCACCUCUUCCUGCAUCAGGCCCUUCCCAAUUGCCCAAGCUUCCAUCUGAAGCUCCGCCUCUUCCUGCACCAGGCCCUUCCCCUUCCCAAUUGCCCAAGCCUCAGUCUGAAGCUCCACCUCUUCCUGCACUGGGCCCCUCCCCUGUCCGAGUGCCCAAAGCCAGAAAGGGCUCGAGGCUGGUUGUGUCCAGACUGAAGGAUGAGCUGGUGGAGUUGGACAUCUCCACUGGAAAAUCUACCAAAACAAAAAUUACACCUCCAAUUCAGCUGAAUUUAACUACUGUCCAAUCAGCUGCUGAUCAGACCACAGUUCCAGCCAAUCGGAAUCUAAUGACAGGCCCCCAGGUGGAGGUGAGUGUGACCGAACCUGUGAGGUGUGAUUACUGUGGUGAUCUGUUUGAUAGCCGCAAAGCUCUGUCGUGCCACGCCCGUGCUCAUCUGCGCCAACUGGGAGUGAAGUGGGCACCGUUCGCUUCACCCAUCGACACAUUGUAUGAGCUGAUGGUCCGAGAGGGCAGAUGGCAGGGGUCAGAGGCGACACCGUCACCUGUGGACUUCUGCAGAGAGAAAACGGAGACAGACGGUGCCAGUUCAGAUGCUGACCGACGGAGAAGAUGGAUAGCGGCCAUAAACAGGAAAGAUUGGCAGCCCUCGGCAUACCAGCGCUUGUGCAGUGACCACUUUGUUGGAGUAUGUGAAGCUACGUGUGAGCUGUGUGGAUUUGACUUUGAGAACAGGAAGGCAUUAGCCAGUCACGCACGUGCUCACCUCCGCCAGCAGGGGGAGCAGUGGAGCUCCAGCCAAUCGCCAAUUGUUGCCCUCAGUCAGUGGAUGAGUAGAGAGCCUGAGAAAGUCGCUGCCCUUCAUCAGCUCUACAUGCAGGGGACGUUACCGCACAUUCGCAAGAGGCGUGUCUGCUCUCCAGUUCGAGCCUAUGGUGCGAACUCCGCCCGCUCUGGUGUGAGCCGACCCUCCCCUGCGGCUCGUCAGGGUAAAACUGGGCCGGGCCUCUCUUGCUCUUCCUCCUCCUAUAGGAAAUUGUCAUCCCAUCGUCCCACCCCCCACUCAGCUGUUGAACAUGGCUCUGAACGUCGGCCUCCUAAACUAUUCCCUCUCAGAAUGGAGGGAAUGUCUAUGAAGCGUGUGGGUAAUGCUCCUUCUCUGGUGCCCCGCCCACCUGAAACCAGUCUUGUUAAACUGGUGGGAAAGAUUUAUUCACUGAAGUGCAGGUUCUGUGAGCAGGUGUUCAGUGGACCCCUGUCUGUGCAGGAAGACUGGCUCAUCCAUCUGCGACAACACAUCCUUAAUCUCAAACCAGACCAUGCCCGUAGCUCUGCCCCUAUCUUGCCCCAUUCAGAAUCUGCUCAGCUGAUUGGUCAGGCUGUGUAAUGAGGUGGGGCAGCUCCACACUCGGUGGUUUUAAUUUACUGUCUUAUAAUGUGUUUUUACAACUUUUUUAAAUAAAGAAGAGUAGUGUACAGGGGUUGGGGUAGUGAUGCGAUGGACACUACUGAUGAAGCCUAUGAAAGGCGCACCAGCUGAAUGUACCCUAACCCUUUCAUUACCUUUUUUCAUGAUUCUUAAAAAAGUGUUUUAAACAGUGUGAAAUGACUCCUCUGUUACACCGACAUGCUGUGUGUGUGUGUGUUGAUCUAUACUCAGAUGUCCAGGACCAAAAUACUGAUUUUUCUGUUAUUUGAAGUGUUUAAUGCAGUGAAAUGUCAUUUGUACAUCUACACAAUAAAAUCUCCAUUUCUACA
Messenger RNA from Neoarius graeffei (lesser salmon catfish), 4555 nucleotides. It is a transcript of the gene wiza, whose product is annotated as WIZ zinc finger a. Gene Ontology annotation, biological process: regulation of transcription by RNA polymerase II. The record is from RefSeq and is a predicted model, not a curated record. Gene Ontology annotation, cellular component: nucleus. The coding region runs from base 1539 to 4184 and encodes 881 amino acids. NCBI's taxonomy places the organism in Eukaryota, Metazoa, Chordata, Actinopteri, Siluriformes, Ariidae. Gene Ontology annotation, molecular function: RNA polymerase II cis-regulatory region sequence-specific DNA binding; DNA-binding transcription factor activity, RNA polymerase II-specific. The transcript is spliced from 11 exons.